UAUGAAAAAGUUUUUGAUAUGAGCCGAAUACAAGAAGAAAUUUUAUAUACUAAAAAACUUAAAAAAUUAUCAAAUUUAGAUAUUGUUUAUCAGCAUAAGUAUCUUGCACUUCUAGUUUCUAAUAAUCAAGAAUCUUUACAAGAUAAAGCUCAAUUAUACAAUAAUAAUGAAAUACAAAGUAAAAGCGAUUAUAGUAUUUUGUUAUCUGAAAAUAAUGAUGAUAGUGAAACAUAUGAAGAAGAUGAAGAAAUAAUAAGCAAUUCUGAGAUUAUUGAAUCAGAACAACUUGAAAAAAUGUAG
This is a messenger RNA of Racocetra persica, 300 nucleotides long. The record is from the annotation of a GenBank genome assembly. Lineage: Eukaryota; Fungi; Glomeromycota; Glomeromycetes; Diversisporales; Gigasporaceae.